Carcharodon carcharias (great white shark) is the source of this 1165-nucleotide messenger RNA. RefSeq names its product succinate dehydrogenase complex, subunit B, iron sulfur (Ip) (gene sdhb). NCBI's taxonomy places the organism in Eukaryota, Metazoa, Chordata, Chondrichthyes, Lamniformes, Lamnidae. Gene Ontology annotation, biological process: respiratory electron transport chain; aerobic respiration; tricarboxylic acid cycle. Gene Ontology annotation, molecular function: 2 iron, 2 sulfur cluster binding; electron transfer activity. Gene Ontology annotation, cellular component: mitochondrial membrane. The record is from RefSeq and is a predicted model, not a curated record. The coding region runs from base 208 to 1059 and encodes 283 amino acids. The transcript is spliced from 8 exons.
ACGGCGCAGAGCGUGAGCGUCUGCUCGUUUUUCCGUCGGAGGACUGUUUUGACACUCGCCGGACGCCUUACCUCCCCAGCGCCGGUUUCAUAAUAACGCCUCCGGAUUCUGCUUUCAUUCGGUUUAUUUUGUUGAGAUCCAGCGCUGGUCAUAGCGGCUCGCUUUGAGGUCGGUUUAUUUCUCCCCCCCCCCCUCCCCGCACCGAAGAUGGCGGCAGUGUGUCUGAGACGUAGCGGGGCCUGGAUGCGGUGGCGGGCGGUCUGCCUCCAGCCGUUUCGCAAUGCACAGACAGCAGCGGCUGCUGCACCUGCAGCACAGAAAGCAUCUCGCAUUAAGAAGUUUGCAAUUUACAGAUGGAAUCCAGAUAAGCCUGGCAACAAGCCUCAUAUGCAAACCUAUGAAAUUGAUCUGAAUGCAUGUGGUCCGAUGGUGCUGGAUGCUCUUAUCAAGAUCAAGAACGAGAUGGACUCCACAUUGACCUUCCGAAGAUCUUGCAGAGAGGGAAUAUGUGGCUCCUGUGCCAUGAAUAUCAAUGGUGGCAACACAUUGGCCUGCAUCUGUAAAAUUGACAGCAAUCUCGGCAAAGUGACUAAGAUCUACCCACUACCUCACAUGUAUGUGGUGAAGGAUCUUGUUCCGGACCUGAGUAACUUUUAUGCUCAGUACAAGUUAAUUGAACCAUAUUUGAAGAGAAAGGAUGAAUCUCAAGGGGGCAAGGAACAGUAUCUGCAGUCAAUAGAGGACAGACAGAAACUGGAUGGUCUUUAUGAGUGCAUCCUCUGUGCCUGUUGCAGUACCAGCUGCCCCAGCUAUUGGUGGAAUGGAGAUAAAUACUUGGGCCCCGCUGUCCUGAUGCAGGCAUAUCGUUGGAUGAUUGACUCCAGAGAUGAGUUCACAGAGGAGCGCUUAGCUCAGCUGCAGGAUCCUUUCUCGCUCUAUCGCUGCCACACCAUCAUGAACUGCACAAGGACUUGUCCAAAGGGUCUAAAUCCAGGUCUAGCAAUUGCUGAAAUUAAGAAGAUGAUGGCAGUGUAUAAAGCUAAGGCUGCAACUGCAUAGUUGUGCGUAUCUGGAUUUAUCUAUUGUAUAAUUAUUGUAAAACUUUACAAUUGAAGUGGUUGUUUCAGGUAUGGAAGACAAAUCAAUAAAUCAUUCUGCUGUGUAA